AUGUGUUCAUUUGAUUAUAUGAACUUCUCCAUUUCUCUUAUUCAGGAGCUGCGGGCAGAGAGGGAGAGGAGCGGCAAGCUGGCAGCAGAGGUGGAUCGGUUGAAAGCAGACAACGUGAAGCUGUAUGAGCGCAUGCGCUACGUGCAGGACUACACAAGUGCUGGAGCAGGAGGAGGGGACAGACCCAACAGUAGUCGAUCCAGGAAGAGCGACAUAGAGGCGGGUCCAGCAGCAGAUGUGGAGAGCAAGUACAAGAAGAUCUACGAGGAAACAAUCAACCCCUUUGCUGCUUUCUCCACCAAGGAGAGGGAGCAGCGAGUGAGGGACCUGGGUCUGCGAGACAGAAUCACCCUCACCAGUGGCAAAUUCCUCCUCUCCAACAAGUACGCGCGCACGUUUGUCUUCUUCUACUCCAUUGGCCUCCAUAUCCUUGUGGCUCUCAGCAUGUACCGCCUCUCCAGCCUCAGUUAUGCCAGGAUAAAGUUUGACGAGGCUGAGCUUCCAUCGAAGCACUCGCUAUUGACCGCAGCUCUGAGGUCACGCAAUGCCACAUUGGGCAGUGGCCAUUCAUCGGGUUGA
Closterium sp. Naga37s-1 is the source of this 579-nucleotide messenger RNA. The record is from the annotation of a GenBank genome assembly. NCBI's taxonomy places the organism in Eukaryota, Viridiplantae, Streptophyta, Zygnematophyceae, Desmidiales, Closteriaceae.